Molecule: messenger RNA, 1101 nt
Organism: Protopterus annectens (West African lungfish)
Lineage: Eukaryota; Metazoa; Chordata; Ceratodontiformes; Protopteridae
Product: olfactory receptor class A-like protein 1
Exons: 2
Coding region: 1-1101 (366 amino acids)
Biological process (GO): G protein-coupled receptor signaling pathway
Cellular component (GO): membrane
Molecular function (GO): pheromone receptor activity
Source: RefSeq, a predicted model, not a curated record
AUGACUAAUGAUGGUCAUUCAUCUGUAAUACUUGCUAGUUUGGGUAUUACUGAAUUAGAAGAUAUUCUUGUGAUUGGACAUUCAAUUAUUAGAGGAAAUGAUACUGAAAUCUGCAGGGAAAAUAAUGAACAUCAAACAGUAUUAUGCUUGCCAAGAACAGAAGUAGAUGAGGAAGUACUCUAUUUGACAGUAAUGGAAGCAUAUGAUAUAAUCAAGGGAAUGGUAUUCCUUGCAGUAGUAGUAAGCGGCAUCCCUGGCAACAUAGUAGUCGCAAUAUCAUUCAUCUGUCUAACAGGAAUGGGGUAUAAACUGCUGCUAACCGAUAUUUUCAUAUGUAAAAUUGCCAUAGUAAAUUUAGUUCUGAUUUUGACCAGGGGACUCCCAGUGACAUUAUUUGUUCUCUUCAGUUUAAAAAAUCUCUACAGUGAUGUCGAAUGCAAAGUUAUAAUGUAUUUAGCUCGUGUAUCACGUGGCAUGGCUAUCUGCUUGACUUGUAUUCUUGUUUGUAUUCAGUGCAUUACUUUGAGUCCAACUACAUCUAAACUAUUUGUCUUAAAACUCAGGUUGUCAAAAUAUUCUUUAAUUGCUUUUUAUGUGAUAUUUGGAAUAAAUAUGAUAGCAGAAAUUAGCCCACCAAUGUACACUGUAUCAAAGAUAAAUUCGACAAAUCUGGAAUAUACUUUCCAUUUUGGAUACUGUAUAGUUCAUUUUGCCGAUUAUACUCCAUUUAUGCUUACUGCAAUUUCUUACAUCGUUCGUGAUUUUGUAUUUUUAAUUCUUAUGACAACUGCCAGUCUUUCUAUUUUUCUGAUUUUAAUUAAGCACAAGAAACAAAUUAAGGAGAUAAGAAGUGAUAUGAAGAAUCAAUCCCAGUCAGCAGAAACAAAAGCAGCUAAAGUGGUGGUAACUUUGGCUUCAUUAUAUGUCUUUUUCAUCGGAUUUGAGAAUGCAAUUUUUCUUUAUCAGACUCUAGUCACAAAGAAUCCAAUUAUUUCAGAUGUCCGACAUUUUUUUUCCGUUUGCUAUUCCUCUAUAUUUCCUGCUGUUAUAAUUAUAGCCAACAAACGAGUUCAAAAUAGUAUUAAAUGCCGCUAUGAAUAA